ACUCGGUUUCUGUUUCUUAGAAAAACAUACAAAUGUCACACGUCGUCAGAGCAAACCUAGCGUUUAAGGACACUGCUGACGGAGCAGGAUGACCGCCCUGCGGAUUGGAAAGCUCCAGACGGUCGAUGACGACGCGAUGGAGGCGUGAAUGUGGUUUGGCGUGGCGAGAGCUGAACGAUGCCCAAGGGUGGGGGUUCUAAAACCCCCCAGCUGGAGGACUUCCCACUCAGCACUGACAUGGUGGAGAAGCAGGGUGGGAAGAAGGAUAAAGAUAAAGGCUCGUCAAACAAGACUCCUAAAUUGGACCGCGGCGAUGGCAUCAAAGAUAUGAAAGAGAAGGCUCCUAAGAGGAAGCUUCCCUUCACCAUUGGAGCCAAUGGAGACCAGAAAGACUCAGACUCGGAGAAGCAAGGUCCGGAGCGGAAGCGCAUUAAAAAGGAGCCUACCAACACCAGGAAGUCGAGCUUGCCGUUCGGGAUGGGCAUGCCAGGAAUCCGAGCUGGGUACCCACUGUCAGAGCGGCAGCAGGUGGCUCUUCUUAUGCAGAUGACGGCGGAGGAGUCAGUAAACAGUCCAGACACAACACCAAAGCAUCAGUCGCAGUCAAAUCUGGGUCAGAAGGGAACACCAAACUCUGCCUCAAAAACCAAAGACAAAGUAAAUAAGCGGAACGAGAGGGGCGAAACACGGCUGCACCGGGCAGCCAUCCGUGGAGAAGUGCGCCGCAUCAAGGAGCUCAUCAGCGAGGGAGCUGAUGUGAAUGUAAAAGACUUUGCAGGCUGGACCGCACUGCACGAAGCGUGCAACAGAGGGUAUUACGAAGUGGCCAAGCAGCUGCUGGCAGCCGGAGCCGAAGUCAAUACCAAGGGCCUGGACGAUGAUACGCCUCUACACGACGCGUCCAACAACGGCCAUUUCAAAGUGGUGAAGUUACUUUUGCGGUAUGGAGGGGAUCCUUGUCAAAGCAACCGAAGAGGAGAAACGCCACUGAAGGUCGCAAACUCCCCAACCAUGCUGAAUCUGUUGCUCGGAAAAGGCACUUAUACGUCUAGCGAGAGCUCGUCAGACUCUUCAGAAGAGGAGGACGCUCCAUCGUUUGCCCCUUCCAGCUCCGUUGACGGCAAUAACACCGAUUCGGAGUUUGAGAAAGGUUUAAAGCUGAAAGGAAAGCCCCUGGACCCACCCAAGUCCGCCACCACACCGGUGAAGGACGAGUACGAGUUCGACGAGGACGACGAGGAGGAGCGUGUCCCGCCCGUGGACGACAAGCACCUUCUCAAAAAGGAUUUCCGCAAGGAUCCGGUCAGCAAGACCAACAGCUUCAUCUCCAUACCCAAGAUGGAGGUUAAAACCUAUUCCAAAAGCAACUCGCUCACACCAAAGAAGCCCGUGCGUCGAAUACUGUCGGACAGCAACAGCUCGGACGACGACGACCGGACGUUGUGUUUCACGCCGACGCCCACGCCGAGGCAAUCUGCCGUUCAGAGCAACACCAAGAGCAGAGACUCGAACGCUCUGUGCUCCAAACAGCAGAAAGACAAAAGCAAAGUCAAGAAGAAGAGGAAGAAGGAGACGAAAAACAACGUCAGUAAGGAGGUGCGUUUCGGCAAAGUGAACGACAAGUUCUGCACCUCGGACUCUGAGACCGGCGAUAUGGAAAGCGAGGACGAGAAGUGCUCGAUGCCAGUUUCAAACUGCGUGAAGGAUUCUUCAACCCUGAGCCUUAAAGAUUCCAGUGUGUUCAGCUCACUGUCGGUGUCUUCAUCCUCGUCUUCUCAUGGAAGCUUGGGCUCUCAGAAGCUUACACAAUCUCUGGCAGAGCAGCACCCAAAACAGUGGCGGACAGACGGUUGGAAGACUGUGUCCUCCCCGGCGUGGUCUGACGUCAGCUCCCUGUCCGACUCGGUCAGGACGAGGCUUUCCAGCGAAUCGGACUAUUCCUCCGCAGACUCGAGCGUGGAGUCUAUAAAACAGGUGAAGAAGAAACCGCAGGAGAAGAAGAAAAACAACACACACGGCAGCAGCGCGCUCGACAAAAAGAGCUCGGACUUUUAUAAGAACGCGGACGGGGCCGCGUGUAAAACGGACAAAGACGGAAAGGUGUUGAAGAAACACAAAGUCAAACACAAACACAAAAACAAAGAAAAAGAGAAGGUGGCGACCUUAGUGUUGAAUCAAGACAUGAACGAAAAAUUCGUCAAAAGCAUUUCCUUCGACUUCGACGAUUCGCGGCAAGAGUCGCCGUCCGAAAGCAAAGUCAAACUCUCCAAACAUGACAAGGAUCAUUUUAAGAAAGAGGACCGACUGUCCAAAGUGAAAAUAGAGGACAAAGACUGGGCAGGGAAAGACGUUCAAAGGGUUUCUAAAGACGAGAAAUCCAAGAAAACCAAGGAGUCGAACAAAGACCGAGCGAGUAAAGAUGAGAAGGACAAAUCUUUAAAAAUAGAAAAGGAGAAAAGCACGAAAGACAAAGACAAGCCGAAGGAGGAAAAACAGAAAUCCCAUAAAGAGGAUAAAAAGAAAAAGUCCAAAGAUAAGUCUCUGAAAGCAGAAAAAAAGGGCGAGCAGAGAGAGGAGAAGCAUUUCAAAUCGGAAAAAGACAAAAGCGCGAAAGAGGAAAAGUCGAAAAAGGAUAAAACCAUCAAGGAAGAACCGGAUUACGAGGACUACGAUCUGAAAAAUCCUUUUUUAGAGGAUACCAAGAUGAGCGCAUCCGAUCACGAUCGGUGGCAAUCGGAUCUUUCCUCCGACAGCUCGCUGUACGAAGACGAUAGCUGGGACGCCCCUGUGAAAGAGUACAAAGCCAAUAACAAUUCUGUAAAGCUUAUUGUGGAAACCAUGAAAGAGGAAAACAGGGACCGGAAAAAGGACAACAAAUCGAAAGACAAGAAGUCGGAGCACAGCGACAAGCGCUUGGAGAAAGACGUCACUUCCAAGAAGAAAGAGAGGGAAUCCUCAGAGAAAGGAAGCGACAAAGGAAACGAAAAGAAAAAAGACUGGACGGACAAACAAAAGCUAAACUCCGGUCACUCCGAGAAGGAGAAGAAACGAAAGGAGUCAGCUGACGGAGUCAUCAAAGAGAAAAAGGAAAAGGAGUCCGUUGAGUGCAGCAGAGACAGAAAAGAUUCCUAUGAGUUCACCAAGGAGCGUAAAGACUCCAAAAACAAAACGGAAAUUCUGAGAGAUGAGUACGGCAACGAGACUUUCUUCAAAUCGGAGAGUGAAACUACUCCUAAGUCAGACCCCCGGGAGAGGAACCACUCCGGAAAAGAAAAGGAGAAGAAGGGAGAUGGGGUGGAGAAGAAAGACAAGGUAAAAGGCGAAAAGCACAAAGAUAAGCCCAAAGAUCGAAGUCUGGACCAGGAGAAACCCGAGAAGAACUCGGUCGACAGGACUUCGAAAGAUAAAGAUGUCGAAAGGAGCUCCAAAGACAAGAAAGACGGAGCUAAAGAUAAACACAAAGAUUCUCACAGCAAAGACAAGGAGAAGAUGUCGUCUGAGGUGCAGUGUAAAGACAAGAAAGAAAAAAUAUUUCAAGACAAACACGGUGACAGAGAAAAGGAUUUUCUUGACUUUAAAAAAGAAGAAAAGAAACCUGAAAAGGUGAGGGAGAAAACCUGGUAUAAAAUCGAGGAUAUAUUUACUGAUGAGAGUGAGGACGAAAACGACAAUUAUAACGGAGGCGUGGCAAAACUGAGCGAUUCGUUUGGCUUACUGGACUCUCACCGUAAAGAUUCCACACCCGAUAGAGACGACUUGGACUUGCUGACAGAUAAACACAGGAAGUAUUCCGGAGAGGGGAAACAACAUUCGACUGAAAAUAAGAAAGACAAGGAGCAUAAAGAUAAAAAGAAAGAGAAGACGUUUGAUGCAGGAAAAGAAAGGAAAGGCUCCAUGGAAAAACACAAAGAAAAGAAAGACAAGGACUCGACCGAUACGAAACACAAGGACCGCAAAGACCGAGCGUCUGUGGACUCGAAUCAGGAAAAGAAAAUCCGUCAGAAAGCAACAGACAAGCGGGAGCUCGCCGAGGAGAAGAGCAAAAGCAAAUACAAAGAUAAGCCGGACCACCUGAAAGAUCGAAAACCUUCUAAAGGCAGCGGCGAGAACGAGAAAUCCUUGCUCGAGAAGCUCGAGGAGGAGGCCAUGAACGAUUACAAAGACGAUUCCAAUGAUAAGAACAGCGAGAUCUCGUCAGACAGCUUCACAGACCGGGGUCACGAGCCGGUUUCAAGCAGCUUCUACGACUCCUCCAAUAUCACCUUGCCUGAUAUGACAGAAGAUCGAAGAGAGUCGCUGUCCAUUUCCAAUCCACAGGACAGAUUUAGAGAGAAAGAGAGACACAGGCAUUCUUCUUCCUCAUCAUCCAAAAAGAGUCACGACAAAGACAAGGAGAAAGGCAAGAAAGAGAAAGCAGAUAAGAGGGACAAGUCCGAGGAGAUUAGAGAGUCCUUCGGCCGCAGAGAGAGCUUACCUGUUGAGAAAGAGCCCAUGCCGCUGGAAGCCGAUCCGUACAUGUUCCCAUACGGCUCUAAAGGCGACGGAGAGGACGACUUGGACAAAACUCUGGAGUUCGAAAAGGAAAUGUCCAAAAAGGACAAGACAAACAGUAUCAUCACAAGCGAAAAGAUUAAAGACAAAAAGAAGAAAGAGAAGCAUAAGGAAAAAGUAAAGGAGGAGAAACACAAAUAUUCUGACGGCUUCGGGUCUUUCCGUCUCACCAAAGACGAGCUGAAAUCUGGCCUGAAAGAAAGUCCUCAAGUCACAAAUUUAAAAGACAAGUCUAAAGAAGAUAGUCCCAAAUUUGACGGCAAGAACAAGGACAGAAAUAGGGACAUCACAGACAAAGAUAGAACGGAUUAUAUCAAGACCAAGGAUAAGCUCAGUGACAGCGACAAGCUCAGCCAGUCAAAAGACAGCACCCGGAAAGACAGUCGGCCGCGUGAGAAGCUUCUGGUGGACGGAGAUCUCAGACUGACCAGCUUCGGCAAAAUGCUCAGUUUAAAAGAUCAGGAGAAUGAAGAGCGGCAUAAGAGAUACAAGGAGAAGAUCAAACAAAUGGAGAAAUUAAGGCAUAAAUCAGGAGAUCCGAAGCUUAAAGAGAAAAUCAAGUCCAGUGAGGAUCUGAAAAAGAACCGUAGCGAUCUCUCGUCUAAAAAAUCCGGAGCAUUAGAUUCCGCUCUGAAAGACAAGAAACUUAAAGAGGUGAGCCUUCCGUCCCAAAUAAUGUCCCCUGAUAGAAAAUCACAACCAUUGGACAGCCAGAAUUCCAAAGACUGGCUAGCAGGCCACCAGAUGAAGGAGAAUCUUCCUGCUUCUCCACGACCAGAUCAGAAUAGACCAACAGGGGUCCCCACUCCUGCAUCUGUGAUUUCAUGCCCAAGCUAUGAAGAAGUCAUGCAGACUCCUCGAACGCCUUCCUGCAGCACAGAAGACUACCAGGAAAUCAUGUUUGAUGGACUAGACUGUCAGAACUCUUCUGCAAUGACGAUGUCAAUGAACGCCUGCUCUCCAACAUUCUUCGACAGAUACACCUCCCAGAACUCUUCCCACGGUUUCCCAGAAGGAACCUGCAUUACACCAGCGAAGAACAUGCAGUUACCCCUCGAGAGCAGGUCCAUUACCUCUGAGGUCAGAAGACCUCUAGAAGAAGAGUUCAAAACAGACGUGGACAAGUUCCUUAGACAGCAAACCACACCUCAAGAAUUUGAGUCUUCUGCCUCGCACCUUUCUGAAGACAAAAUACCAGUGGAGAGACUCGAUGGAAUUUCAUCUCCGUACCCCUCACCUCACAUCAACAUGCUGUCUCCGAGGCCUGAUUCAGCACAGCCUGCACCCGAUAGAGCUUCUGCAGCCAGUUCUGGGAAUGAUGCCAGUGAGCUCCCUCCAGAGAGCAUGUACAGUUAUCUAAUGAAGCCCUCAACUCCAGUCCAUAGACCUGACCCUCAGUGUCUGGACAUCGCUGCUCCUCUAACACCAGCUCCUGCCGCUUUGCCUCCAAUGGACAUCGACGACUUGUCCGAACUACAUCAAAGUGAACCCAGUUUGUUGCCGUCUGACCCAGUGAGCGGCUGCGAAUAUUUACCUCCUCUUGUAGAGGAGCAGGAUGAAGACGAGGAGGAUGAUGAGGAGGAGGAAGAGGAGGAGGAAGAAGAUGAGGAGGAGGAGGAGGAUGAAGAGGAAGAACAUUCCGAGGAAACCCCCGAAACUCAGAUCGUUUCCAAUCAGCCUACAGAAGAUCCCACAUAUCCCCUCGGAUUAGGGGAGUCCGUCAUGAAGACUUGGGCUGAAUCUCUAGAUCGUCAAGAUCCUGAAGUCCUUCCCCUGACACCCAGUCAUCCUCAAGACAGCAUCAUUGAGAACUCCUGUGACCAGUCGAUAGCAUGGAAUGCGGACGGUCUUAUGAAAUCACCACAUGAAAGUUACAGAGAGGUCGAAGCGGCAGUUUCUAAGAUUAGCAGUCCGUAUUCGCACUCCGAUUGCGACCUGCCUCCUAUUCCUACCGCGAUACCUGUGCAUUCAUCCAUGACUCCGCCUUAUUCUACAUACUCGAGGGCAUACCAACACAUCUCAGAAAGUCAUUAUGAGGUCCCAAAGGACAACAUAGAGGACAUCUCUUCAUCACCAAGACCUGAAGCAGAGCCCGAAGAUUCGAACUUCUUGCCACCCUCCUCGACUCGACUAGAAACCUUCUUUUCGGAUAUCAAACCACAUGUUGAGGAGAAUGAAAUGGACGAUGAGCCGUCAUGUGUGGCACAAGAGAACCAAGAAGAACCACUCAGUUUCCCUCAGAGCAGUCUUGCCCAACCAGUAAGCUGCGAGUCUCAGUGGGCUGACCCCUUUCCUAGCACAGUUGAUGAACUAGACGAUCUGAGUCCAUUCUCUUUGCCAGAUCUUCCCUUUACAGAAAAAGAGAUUCAUGAGCCUGAUGUUACUGCACCGGAGAUACCGGAGAGCAAACAUCCUUCUGUCCCAAUAAGACCUUUGGAAACAAAUAAAGAAUUAGGGGUGUUGGAUGUCGGUUUUCCCACUUUGACCAAACCUCCAUGCUCACCUGCAGGUGUUUCUCCACACGAGCCUGCUCAGGAUUUGGAGCCGGCUGCCCACGAGGAGAGUUACAGAUCCCAGCUUGAACCAGAACCGCACAACAUCCAGGACGUUCCAUUGGUAAAAGAAACAGUACAGGAAGAUGUGCACAUGUUUGAAGAACAGGAUGAGGGUGAUGGCAACAUCUAUUCAGCUGUAGAUGCAGAGAAUGACCAAGAAUAUAGAGCGAAAGACGCUGCACCAGAUACCCUGCCUCCAAUAACGCCAUGUUCAGAAGCACAGGCACCUCUAAAAUCUGAGCAAAUUGCUCCAAACCCCGUGGUCGUCUUGGGUACCUCGUGCAACUCGUGCCUCCCUGCUCCAGUCUUGACCAUCACAACGUCUAGCACCACACAAAUAUCAGAAGUGUCUGAGACAACAGUCAAGCUCCCGGUUGUACCUCCAGCACCCGAGGCCCCCAAAAAGGUGGAGGAGAUAGCUCCUCGGAUGACCCGCAACCGAGCGCAGAUGCUGGCCAACCAGAGCAAGCAGAUCACCACGACGAGCGUCUCGUCUUCCACGACAUCCUCUCCCGUCACCACGAACGUCACCACAAUUUCUCAGUCCUCUCUCACCUCUGGGGAAAAGGAGAGAGAAAAGGAGCCCAUCAGCACCAUCACUGCUCAGGCGUCUACUCCUGUUCUCGUCACCAAAACUAAAGGCCGUGCCGAGGAGGAGGACGGGCAGACGCAACAUCCUCGGAAAAGGAAGUUCCAGAAAUCGGGUCAGCAACAGGUACAGGUUCAGCUCGUCAACACGGCGAUGCAGCAAACCCGGGAGAUGAUACAGCAGACGUUAGCCGUCAUAGUCAACGCUAUCAAGCUGGAUGACAUUGAGCCGUAUCACAGCGACCGCUCCAACCCGUACUUCGAAUACCUGCAGAUCCGGAAAAAGAUCGAAGAAAAGCGGAAAAUCCUGUGCUAUAUAACACCGCAGGCUCCCCAGUGCUACGCAGAAUACGUAACGUACACGGGCUCCUACCUGUUGGAUGGCAAACCGCUUAGCAAACUUCAUAUCCCUGUGAUCGCACCACCUCCAUCGUUGUCUGAACCCCUGAAGGAGCUCUUCAGACAGCAAGAGGCAGUAAGGGGGAAACUGCGACUGCAGCACAGCAUUGAGCGGGAAAAGCUGAUCGUUUCCUGUGAACAAGAGGUCCUGCGAGUUCACUGCAGAGCGGCCAGGACCAUCGCUAAUCAGGCCGUGCCUUUUAGUGCUUGCACCAUGCUUCUGGAUUCAGAGGUGUACAACAUGCCAUCAGAGAGCCAGGGAGAUGAAAACAAAUCCGUGAGAGAUCGCUUCAACGCCCGGCAGUUCAUCUCUUGGAUUCAAGACGUGGACGAUAAAUAUGACCGCAUGAAGACAUGCCUGCUGAUGCGGCAGCAGCACGAGGCCGCCGCUCUGAACGCAGUGCAGAGGAUGGAGUGGCAACUCAAGGUGCAGGAGCUGGACCCUGCCGGACACAAAUCUCUGUGCGUCAACGAGGUUCCCUCCUUCUACGUGCCAAUGGUGGACGUCAACGACGACUUUGUACUGUUGCCCGCGUGACACGAACACACGGAGACGCCGAGAGCGCGGUUCUAAAAUCCCUCAACUUUUUUUUCAAAGAGACAUCAAACAAGCAAGCGAGUUCGGUAAGGGCUAGCCGGUUUGAAAACGAAGAUUUCUUUGAGAAGAGUAUAUACGUAUAUAUUAUAUAGAAGAAGGUUAAAACAAAUUACGAAAAAAAGAAAACUAAAUGCUCCUUCCCAUCAGAAAAGAGGAGCAUAGUUUUUUUUUCCCCAGGGGAAAAAAAAAAACACAACUUGCACUUUCAUCCUUAAAAGUUUUAAUGCUUUUGUUUGGAAUUUAAUGAAGCAACACUGUUUUGCUUUAAAGCUAGCCCACCCUCUCUCAACCUGCCAGUUGAAAGAUUUAGUUUUUCUUUAUUUUUCAUCCCCUUUUCAACUAAAUCGCAAAAGAGGAGGGCUGAGAGAGGCUCCUCCACCUUCGACGUCCUUCAGGAUCAGGGACAGAAGGCACAAACGGUGUCCUCGAGCGCGCCAAACAGAAUCAACGCGGCCUGGCGCGUCGAGGUGCAUCCGCGUGUUAAAGAAAAAGAAAGAAAAAAAAAAAACAAAAGACAUGUAAGGUCGCAAGGUGCAAGUCGAAGGCUGGAACAUCCACAGCUACAGCGAGACAGCACGCUGCCGGACUCGGAUAAUCUCUCGUAACCACAACAGAGGAGAGCAUGGCUCCCUGAUGCACACAGCGCCCCCAAGAGCAAGGGCAGCAUGGUUGAGGCUCUGUGCCAGAGCAAGGGAGUUCAAUUUCCUUCAGCACCAGGACAUCCCACCUCAGUCCAUCGUGGUGUCCUCAGACAAAUGGGGGAGGGACAAAAGGAGAGCAGAGUAGGUUCAGUUCACAAAGCCUCCAACGGUCCACUGCAGGAGCCAAUCCCCGUUGUGCUAGCACUCUGCGCACACACACACACACACACUCUCUCACACACACACACACACACCUGCAGAACGAGGAGACGGAGGACAACUCGAGAAACCGCAGUGUUGCAAAACCUUUUACAAAUGAUGUUUUAGUGGGUUUUUCUUUUUUUUUUCUUUUUUUCUUUUUUUUUUUUUUUUUGGAUCUUUCUUUACUCGGGCAUUUCAUUGUUCCCUUUCUGAGGACGUGACUUGAAACACUACAGAGCCAAUGUUAGUUUAAUGGAAUAAACACACAAAAAACAAAAACAGGAAAAAAAAAAAAAUUGUAUUCCGUAAAUGAUGUACAGUUUUUAUAUUCGUUAACCAAUGUAUUCUCGCUGCCUUCUAGAUAAUUUAUUUUGCCACCCAUUACUGCACAGUUGUAAAUAACUUAUGUACUGUAACAUCACACAGUUAAGUGUAAAAACAAACAAAAAAAAUAAAUGAAUAAAAUUAUCUUUGUAUGUACAGUUCACUUGCGGGCAGCACUUCCCCCCACCCCUUACCCUCACGGGCCAAAAUGUGUACACAUCAGUAUUUUAAGGACAGUUUGUUUGUUUGUUUGUUUGUUCGUGUGUGUGUGUGUGUGUGUGUGUGUGUGUGUGUGUGUGUGUGUGUGUGUGUGUGUGUGUGUGUGUGUACAGGUCCUUAAGGUCUGUCAAAACGCGCGUCUGCCAUCAUCAAGACCGUACACGACCCCUCAGAAUGAAAGCGUCAGGGCCACAAACAGUUCUCAGAUGUAGCAGAGUGAUUCAUUAUGGAUUAUUUAAGAAGAAUAAUAAGAGGUAUAUAUUAUUCAUUGCUUUAAAUACACAAGUAUGUAUCUUUAAACAAAAAAAGAAAAAGCAAAAAAAAAGGGAAAAAAAUUAUAUAAACCGAGAAAAUGCCUUUUUACCUUUUUCUGAUUUCAUUUCAAGCUGCACACGUUUAAAGCUCCAAACAUCAGCAAGCAGCAGCAGCGGCGGCGACAUUCCCAUCUAAUCCCAUUUUAUCCUGUCUAAUCCGAUCCGAUCUGAGCGUCCGGUUCGAUAUAUAACCUUAUUCUUAAAAAAAAAAAAAAACAAUCCAAUACACCGCUGAAUAUCUCUAAUGAGUAGCGUUUUCUCCCUUCACCUCCUCCCUUCUUUUUAUCAUCGGGUUUCAGUGUCACACGUUUUCUUUUCUUCCUUUAUUUUUGUUCUUUAAUCUAAUCUGAUGGCACACAUUAGUGAUCGGAAAAGCUUUUCUCCAAAAAAAAAAUAAAUACAUUUCCAAAGGUUCUUCAGACCUAUAAAGGUCAUCCCUACUUAAAAAAAAAUAAAUUAUUGGUUACACUUUUUUUGUCACGUUUUGGCCCCGCCCCUCCAGCGUCAUCGUGGCGCAUGUACGUCGCAGAUUUUUGUUUUUUCCCACCUUUAAAGCACAAUCACAGCAUUUUAUUACAGCGCUCGUAAUUAUUCGGUGGCAUUUGUUUGUUUGUUUUGUUUUGUUUUUUAUCCUGAUUUUAAAACGUUUUUGAUAUUUUAUCCUUCCUGCCUGUGCUUCAGCGUGAAGUUGUGUGAUGUGUUUCUCAAUCAGCCACACUUCUGUUUGUGUUCAUUUUUUUUCUCUGUGUGUGUGUGAGCGUUGUUGCUCGUUGAUUUGACGUACAGGGUGUGUGAAAUUUCCUUUUAUUAAAUUUUUACUGCUUCUCAAGUACCUUUUGUGAUAUGAGGUUAAUUUGGCAAAAAAAAAAAUAUUCCAAACCAAAAAUGCGUGUGUGUGUGUGUGUGUGUGUGUGUGUGUGUGUGUGUGUGUGUGUGUGUGUGUUUGUUUUCCUCUCAACACUGACAUGUUCAUCAUGGUUUAUUAAAAAGCAGAAUGUAUCCCAUUACUGUCCCUGCAAAUCUCACGAUUGUUUACAGAUGCAUUGUGUGUUUGUGUGUGUUUUCUCAGUUGUGUCUUCUUGUUCGAACCCUGCUUUUAUUACUAUAAUUAUUAAUCUUAUUCCUGCCGUUCUUUGAAGGCUUGAAAUUGUGAUGUGAAUUUUAUGUAGCGUCACUGUGAGCUUUACGUAGUUCUGUAUCGUGGUCAUCAAACUUGUCUCAACAAGCCCCGCCCCCUUUCCUGUUUUCUUCUCCCAGAAACUCCCGUCUGUGAGUGAAGCACUUCCUCCCACUGACCUCCAUUAUGCAGAAUUACCUCCGUGAUCUGAUUUCACCCCGUUUCCUCUCACACUGCACAUUUACGUGCCAUCGGGUCACAAUUUCAAGCCUUUUUUUUUUUUUUUUUUUUUUGCAGAAAUCUGAUCAUAGAUGUUUCUUGGAAAAUGAUUCAUAAAGCAUGUAGAGCUAAAUGGUGAGAAAAUAACCUAUUUAUUUUUGUUUUGUUUUUUUGUUUUAUCAUUUUUUCCUGACACCUGUGGUAUGUUUGAGUUGGAAGGUCUCUGCUGUGUAAAUUUUCCUCUUGUAAUGAGUAAAUAUACCGAAACGUUGUACAUAAAAAAAAGCUGUAUAUAAUCUCCCAGGACCUUUUGCACCCUUCUCUUUGUACUAGUCUGAUCUUGCGUAGAAUGUGGGGUUCUAACAGCAAUGAGACGCUGCAGGUGAUGUAAAAAAAGUAUCUUUUUUUUGUUUUUUUUUUAUUUGUAUUUUUAUUUUGUUUUCCCUUUUAUUUUUCCCUUUUGUACAAUGUAGUUGAAUUGUGUACAUAUUGUUGGAGCAGCUAUGGGGAGGGAGGGGUUUGUUGAUGCUGUCUUCAGUGCUGUCAAAGACCCAGUACUUUCACCUCUAGCUGUGUCGAUAUCCUGCAAUUCAAACGCGAGAAAAUUAGAAAAACAAAAAAAAAGAAAAACAUCAAAAAAAAUGAAUAGAAUAAAAAAAAUUUCAAAAUUGUUAUUUUCUACAGUUGCAUGUACAGAGAGCGCGAGAACUGCUGUUGUUCCUCAGAGAUUAUGUUCGUAAAUAAAUUUUUGAAAUAUGA
Messenger RNA from Silurus meridionalis, 12485 nucleotides. RefSeq names its product ankyrin repeat domain 11 (gene ankrd11). The record is from RefSeq and is a predicted model, not a curated record. Gene Ontology annotation, molecular function: protein binding. Gene Ontology annotation, biological process: anatomical structure morphogenesis. NCBI's taxonomy places the organism in Eukaryota, Metazoa, Chordata, Actinopteri, Siluriformes, Siluridae. Gene Ontology annotation, cellular component: nucleus.